UAGUUUAGCGGAUGGACAACUAGCUAGCAAACGGAAACAAAGCCGGACUCUAAAGCAAGUUCUGAUGUUACCGAGUCAAACAUUUGAGAGUACUUAGAGAUAACCUUUCAGUGUUAACAUUUUUACAGUCUAGAGCUUUGUGACGAAGAUGGGAGUACCCAAAUUUUACCGUUGGAUCUCGGAGCGCUACCCCUGUCUCAGUGAAGUUGUCAAGGAACAUCAGAUUCCAGAGUUCGACAAUCUCUACCUGGAUAUGAAUGGCAUCAUCCACCAGUGCUCCCACCCAAAUGAUGAGGACGUUCACUUCCGCAUCUCUGAGGAAAAGAUUUUCGCUGACAUUUUCCAUUACUUGGAGGUGCUCUUCAGAAUCAUCAAGCCUCGCAAGGUCUUCUUCAUGGCAGUGGAUGGUGUGGCACCCAGGGCCAAGAUGAACCAGCAGAGAGGACGCAGAUUCAGGUCUGCCAAAGAAGCAGAGGAUAAGAUAAAAAAAGCUUUGGAUAAAGGAGAGGUGCUUCCUACAGAAGCUCGCUUCGACUCCAACUGUAUCACUCCCGGCACUGACUUCAUGGCGAGACUUCAAGAGCAGCUUAAGUACUUUGUCCACAACAAGCUCUCCACUGACAAGCUCUGGCACAAUGUCAAAGUCUACUUGUCUGGUCACGAGACACCGGGAGAGGGAGAACACAAAAUCAUGGAGUUUAUUCGCUCUGAGAACUCCAAACCCAGUCAUGAUCCUAACACCCGGCACUGCCUGUAUGGCCUGGAUGCUGACCUGAUUAUGUUGGGUUUAACCAGCCAUGAGCCGCACUUCUCUCUGCUCAGAGAGGAGGUUCGCUUUGGAGGGAAGAAAUCACAGAAAAGGAUAACGGCUCCUGAAGAGACGACUUUUCACUUGCUGCACUUGUCCUUGAUGAGGGAAUACAUCGAUUAUGAGUUCUCAUGGCUUAAGAAUCAUUUGGGCUCUGCCUAUGAUCUGGAGCGAAUAAUAGAUGACUGGAUUUUAAUGGGAUUUCUCGUGGGGAAUGAUUUCAUCCCCCAUCUGCCUAAUCUUCAUAUUAAUCAUGAUGCUUUGCCAAUGCUGUACAAAACUUACAUCAGUGUGCUACCCAGCCUGGGGGGUUAUCUGAAUGAAAAUGGGCACUUAAACCUCAAAAACUUUGAGAAAUACAUGGAGAAACUUUCUGAGUUUGACCGGGAACAUUUUAAUGAAGUGUUUGUGGACUUAAAGUGGUUUGAGAGCAAAGUGGGAAACAAAUAUCUGAACGAGUCGGCUGGUCUGGCAGCCGAGAAGGAAUCUGCUGGGAAAAAGUUCAACAAGAAAAAGGAUGCGUCCCUCGGACUGUCAGCCCUGACUUCACCUGACAAAGAUACUGAACACAAAGAAGUGGCUGAGGAUGACGAUGAAGAGGAGGAGGAUGAUCUGUUUGAAACCGAGUUCAGGCAGUACAAACGCACAUACUAUAUGACCAAGAUGGCCGUAGAUGUAGUGUCUGAUGAGUUCCUUGCUCAGCAAGCCAAAUGUUAUGUGGAAGGCAUCCAAUGGAUUCUUCACUACUAUUAUCACGGAGUUCAGUCCUGGAGUUGGUAUUACCCUUACCACUACGCUCCGUUCCUGUCUGACAUCAGGAAUAUAUCUGAUUUGAAGCUGACCUUUGAGCUCGGGGAACCCUUCAUGCCCUUCCAGCAACUGUUGGCAGUCCUGCCCGCUGCCAGCAUGGGACUUCUCCCAGAAUGCUACAGGCACCUAAUGACCAGUGAGAACUCGCCAAUUAUUGAGUAUUAUCCUGUGGACUUCAAAACCGACCUCAACGGAAAGCAGCAGGAAUGGGAGGCUGUGGUGCUCAUUCCCUUCAUUGAUGAGAAACGCUUGUUAGCAGCUAUGGAGCCCUACAAUCACAAGCUGACAAAAGAGGAGAAGGACAGGAAUGGUCACAAAGAGUGUGCCGUUUAUUCCUACGACCCAGAGAUAGACUUCACAUACACCUCCACUCUGCCUCAGCUCUUUCCUAACAUCGUACACUGCCGCGUCAGGAAAGCAAACAUCCCCGUUGAUGCCUGGCACGUGUCUUCAGACCAUGUGGUCAAACAUGCUGACCGCUCAUCUCUCUACUUCUGCGGCUUCCCCACUUUGCAGCACAUUAAACACAAGUUUUACAAGAAGAAGAGUGGAGUGGUGGUGUUCCAGCAGAGCAGCAGAGGGGAAAACAUGAUGCUCGAAAUCCUCCCCACCCAGGAAGGAGAAAUGAUAUGCGAUAAUGUUGCUGCUCAAGUGCUGGGGAAGCCUGUGUUUGUCAAUUGGCCCCAUCUAGAGGAAGCUCGCAUCGUUGCAGUUUCAGACGGUGAAACGAAGUUCAUUUUAGAGGAACCCCCAGGAGUCCAAAAAGUGUACGAUAAGCCGUCGAGUCCCCCUCCCACCAAAGUCACCUACCUGUCUGACAAAGAGCAGAAGGACUGGGUGAAGGACGUUCAGGGAAUCACUGAAUUCUACUUAAAGAGAAAAGGAAUCGUAAUUAACGACACCGAUGUGGUUUUGUACGGACAACUGCUGACGGGAAGAAAAUAUGUUCCACAAGAUAAAGGAGCGGUAGAACUGGAGAAGCAGUGGGCCAAACAGGUCCUGCCUUUUGCUUACCAGGCCGUGGUUAAGGAUAUUGAGGCCUUUUAUUCAUCUUUGACAUCCUUCAAGAGCUUGGAUGAGCUCUUUCCUCCUGCAACCACAGUCUUCAUGGUGGGGGCGCCAUACUAUGGUGCAAUGGGAGAGGUUCAAGAUUCCCAAGAUGUCCUUAAAGAUGGUCGAAUACGAGUGGUGUUCAGCGUUCCUCACGAGCCGCAGAUGGAUCACUUAAUCCAGAACCAGCAUAAAUACUCUGUGAGGUACAGUCCAGGAUAUGUGCUGGCAUCCCGGCUCGGCAUCAGCGGCUAUCUUGUCUCUCGCUUCUCCGGAAGCAUCUUCAUCGGCCGAGGCUCCAAGAGGAAUCCUUGCGGGGAGCAAAAAAGCAACGUUGGCUUAAACCUGAAGUUCAACAAGAAGAACGAGGAGGUUCCUGGUUACACCAAAAGGAGCGAAAAGGAGUGGCUGUACUCUGCUGCUGUUGAAGAGCUGCUUGCUGAAUACCUAGACAGGUUCUCGGAGGUGUUUGAUGCAGUGUCCAGAAAUAGCCACGAUGACAUUUUCUAUGAAGAUGACAUUUGGCCUGGAGUGGACCAAAACGGGGCAGAGAGAGUGGCAGAAAUCACAUCUUGGUUAAGAAGUCAUCCAGUGAGCUCCAUCAGCAGGGCGUCAUGUGACCUUCAAGUGUUGGACGCUGCCAUUGUUGAGAAGAUUGAGGAAGCUGUCGAGAAAACCAAGAUAAAGAAGAGCACCAAGAAAGUCCGGGUGACCGUCAAGCCCCAUCUCCUCUUCAGGCCCCUAGAGCAGCUGCAGGGUGUGGUUCCAGACCCGGACGCAGAGUAUCGCCUCUUUGACAGAGUGGUGAACAUAAGGGAGGGCUUCACAGUCCCUCUGGGACUGCGGGGUACCGUCAUUGGCAUUAAAGGAGCUGAGCGUGAGGCAGAGGUUCUGUAUGAGGUGCUGUUUGAUGAGGAGUUUGCUGGAGGUCUCAUUAUCAGAUGCGCAUCGCCGCGUGCGUACCGCCUCCCCCCAUUCGCCCUAAUUAACCUUUCCCACGGAGUCCGAACUGAUCACGGUUUCCACAAACUGACUGCCAUCGUCAAACCUCAGCCCUCCACCGCCAACUUUUACUCAAACCGUCAAAUGGGAGGCCUCAACCACUCGCCCCGCUCCCCCUUUGUCCCAACACAGCACAACAACAAGCCCGGUGUGGUGAAAGCUGCAGCUCAGGGAAACAGGAACUCCCCCUCUAAAGGUCCUAACCAGAAACAAGUCAAGAGCAAAGAAGAGUACAACAAUGUGUGGCAGACUCUGCAGAGGGCGGGGCCUCCCACUAAGCCGCCUGCUCACUGGCAAAAUAAUGGUGGUCAUUCACAACAGGGGACGAGUCAACCCCCCAGCAAAGCUAGUCCAGCUGGAAGCAUCAGACUGUUAAAGAAGAACGAAGACGCCAGCUCUUUCUCUUCAUCUGAGAACUCAACCAAUAAAGGUAUGAGUGAAUUUGAAAUCCUGAUUUCCAGCCUAAAGGUCACAGAGAGCAGCCAGCAAGCCCCACCUCCUGCCCCCACGCAGGAGCAGAACAGCCAAUCAGAAGGCCCGCUGUCCCCUCAGUCAUUCGCAAUGAAAGGAACCCUGGUGUUAAAGGAGAUGCUUAAGAUCGACAGCGGCGGUCAAGGAAGCCCGUCAUCCCAAGAAACGGCAAACACGACGGCCUCCGCCGACCAACCGCAGAACAGGAGAAGGUCAUCUAAGAAACUAGCUGCAAAAAUGAAUGCCCCUCAGGGGGGCUCGCCUGUGCUGCCUUCACCAACACCAGCCGUCCCUCCCAACGCCGUGCCCAACAGUAAAGUGUCCGAGCUGGCCUGUGUCUGCAUGGGGUUGGGGAUGACGCCUCCUGACUUCAGCUUCCUGCGCAACAGACAGGGUUUUGUAGUGUGUCAGGUCAAGCUCUCCAACGGGUUGAUGGUUCACGGCCCACAGUGCCAGUCAGAAAACGACGCCAAGGAGAAAGCCGCCUUCUUUGCCCUCCAGAGACUGAAAUCUGUGGGUUCCGGCUUUCCCAUCCCAGCUCCUCUGUACCCAGGAUUGGGGCAAAUCCGACCCAUGUCGAUGGGAGCCAUGCCGCCUGUUUUUAACCAGCAAGGUGGCUUGCUCUUGCCCCAUCAGGGUUACCCCCACACCCCUCUUUGGGGAAUGGCCCUGCCCCCCCAUCAACACCCGAACCAGCCCUUCUAUGCAACAGCAGGGACCUUCCCAGGUGCUGCUCGUCCCCAAACGUCGCCCUCUGUGCCGAUCGGCUCUCACAACCAGUUCAUCCCGUUGCAGGUGACCAAAAAGCGAGCAUCAGCCAACAAGAAGAACCAAGAAACCAGAGAGUUUUACAGCGCAGCUCACACUGUCGCCAAGAACCAGCAGCAAAGGGCCCAGAACCAACAGUCAGGUCAGCUGCAGCCCCACGGCGAACCCCAGUCCAGCCAGCAGGAAACCUGCGCAGACCCCUCAUCUUGUCCCAGCGUUUCCACGGCAACAGCAUCCCUACGUACACCUCCUCGACAAAGCGGGCCCAGAGCAAGCCACACCCCUGGAUCCGGCUCCAAAAGGAAGCACAGGAAGUUGGCUGUCAACUUUGAGGCAGCGAAAGUGUCAGAGUGAGCCCAAGUGUGUGUGUGUGUGUGUUUGUGUGUGAAGUCGAUGUUUUGUAGCCCGACUGCAGCUUUCAUCCAGCGAAAGCGACAGAGCAGAGAGGAGCUUCUCACAAAGCUGCAAACGUCUCCCAUUAUUUUGUUUUUAUUGGCAAACAAAAAUGAAGUCCAACCUCCAUUGAAUCCAUGACAUAAAAAAGACGGGAAAUAUCGAAGCGCAUCAGAGUCCCCUCAGUGCAGUUCUGGGGGUGUUGUGCAACCUGAAAAGCAACACGUUUCUAUAAACUUUGUGUGAAACUAACAGGAAUUUAAAUAAUGUGAGUCACCGCAUGCAUUUCUGGAUUGAAAGCAGAAAUCUUUCGUUUUACCAUCGCAGAGCAGUACAGUUGUUCACUGAAUACCGGCAGACGUGUCACACACACAAACAUGGAAACUGCGUCUUUUUUUUCUUUCUUUUUUUGGCUUGAUUUUUAUGAAAUCAUCAAAUGAAACAGUUUCCAUCCAAAAAAGUAAUAUUUUAUGUGAAUUUGAAAAUGUCUUGAAUUCCUGAUGCCAUUUAUUAUUAUUUUAAUGUCUAAUGCUAAUUUGGCUUUUAUGGAAUCAUGGCCACACGGUGUUGUUUUGGUGGGAUUUUGCUUUGACCCUGACGCGUGGUCAAUUAUAAAUGAGUGACCUCAACAGAAAGGCGCGCCUCGGGGUCACGGAAAAGUCCCCGAGUGCCUGCAGAUUACUGCCAAGCGUGGACAGAGUCUGGCAGCAUGGACAACUGCUGUUGAUGUUGUUGUUACCACGGAAACAGCGUUAUGUGUUUUUUCAUGUCCUGAGACACUUUACAUCACUUUUUUUGUGUCACCUUUUGUAAUACAAUUUUAACUCUACCUUUUUUUUCCCCACCACACACUCGGACUUGAUUUCAUAACUGUUUUUCUAUUUCCUCUUUUCCAAACUUUGGAUUUUAUCGACUCUUUUUAUACAUUUAUGGGAUCUUUGAGUAAUGUGUCCAGAAAAAGUGCAAAUUAAAUUGCAGUAGCUAGUUUUAAAGGAGUUCGAUUCCUUCCUGAAAGGCCAACACCUUACUUUUAGCAGCCCUGCGAAUGAAGUUUAUUUGGCUCUGGUGCAAUAAGGGGAAAUUUUAAAACUUUUUGGAAAAUGAAGCACACCUAUUGUACAUUCUUAUUUUUUCUGAGACAUGAAAGAAAUGGUAAAUAUUCUCUGGACAAUGAUAAGAACUUUGCUGCUGCUUUGAUUCAGGAAUGUAUUGUACCUCUCCAUUUAAUAAACACACUUUUUGGUUAGAACA
Molecule: messenger RNA, 6553 nt
Organism: Oryzias latipes (Japanese medaka)
Lineage: Eukaryota; Metazoa; Chordata; Actinopteri; Beloniformes; Adrianichthyidae
Gene: xrn1
Product: 5'-3' exoribonuclease 1
Biological process (GO): rRNA catabolic process; nuclear-transcribed mRNA catabolic process
Cellular component (GO): nucleus
Molecular function (GO): 5'-3' RNA exonuclease activity; RNA binding
Source: RefSeq, a predicted model, not a curated record